Knipowitschia caucasica is the source of this 375-nucleotide messenger RNA. Lineage: Eukaryota; Metazoa; Chordata; Actinopteri; Gobiiformes; Gobiidae. The record is from the annotation of a GenBank genome assembly.
AUGUCUCUCACACUGCUCCCGGGGUUCACACGGCUGCUCCCGGGGCGUGCACUCCUUUCUGCGGGCUUCUGUUCGCGUUUGGCCGGUGUGGAGGUGCGACAUGACCGGGAGAAGCAGCGGUUCAGCGUGAGGCCAGAGGGCGGACACGAGGAGGAGGCCGUGCUCUCCUACAGGUUCACCUCAGAGCAGGAGGUGGAGCUCAUGUCCACGUUUGUCCCAGAGUCUUUCAGAGGGAGAGGACUGGCUGCGGUCCUGUCCCAGGCCGCCCUAGACUUUGUUCUGGAGCAGAAGCUGACGGCGAGAGUCUCUUGUUGGUACAUCCACAAAUAUCUGAAGGAAAACCCAGAAAAAUACACAGAGAUCAUCCUCCCCUAA